Messenger RNA from Chlamydomonas reinhardtii, 2801 nucleotides. RefSeq lists its product as uncharacterized. The record is from RefSeq and is a predicted model, not a curated record. The coding region runs from base 102 to 1631 and encodes 509 amino acids. The transcript is spliced from 14 exons. Gene Ontology annotation, biological process: proteolysis. Lineage: Eukaryota; Viridiplantae; Chlorophyta; Chlorophyceae; Chlamydomonadales; Chlamydomonadaceae. Gene Ontology annotation, molecular function: serine-type carboxypeptidase activity.
CUUAAGCAAUGCUUUCUUCGCGGAGCUGGCUGUUUGGGUGUUGCUGAGCGAAGCCCUAUUGACCCGAAGGACUUGAACAUCAAACCUGGCUAGGCGUCGCAAUGUCGUCCACCUACAGAGCCCUGUUCGUCUUCGGAGUCCUCCUAGCUAGCGCUUGCUCUUCGCUGGCGACACGUGAUGUCGCGUCGGAGUCGCGGCUGUCCUCUGCCGGCGAAGGCCGCAAAUACAUUCGCGACAACGUCGUUAACAAGAAGCCGAAGCCAGCUAGCGGCGAUGGCGACGAGCCAAUUCUCCUGCCCAAGCCGACGAGUUUUGGCUAUCUCGACGUGAACAAGGGCAAGGGGAGCAAGAUGUAUCACAUGUUCUACGAGGCGCAGGAGGCUCCAGCCGGCAGCUCGCGGGUCCCAAUCGUGUUGUGGCUGCAGGGCGGCCCCGGUUGCUCCUCCUUUUUCGGCAUGUUCUACAUCAACGGCCCCUACUUUGUCAACGACGACCUGACCCUGCGCGAGAACCUGGGCGCCUGGAACCGCCUGUACGGCACGCUCUUCAUCGAGCAGCCCAUCGGCGUGGGCUUCAGCAAGAAGGGCUCCGCCGCCAUUCCCGACAACGAGUUGGACGUGGCGUGGGACCUGUACCGGGCGCUGCAGUCCUUCUACAAAGCCAACCCCAGCUUCCAGGACCGCCCGCUGGUGGUCACCGGCGAGAGCUACGCGGGCAAGUACGUGCCGUCCAUCGCGCACUUCAUUCUGCAGGCCAGCGCACGCGCCAACGGCUUCGAGCACAAGCUGAAGCACCCGCGGGCGCUCAAGGAGGACGUGGAGGUCCCCGUGUUCACACUGGGCGGUCUGGCCAUUGGCAACGGCUUCACAGAUGCGGAGCUGCAGACGGCCGUGCAGGCGGAGGUGGCCUGGGGUAUGGGCCUGAUCGACGGGGCGCAGCGCAAGGCGGCGGAGAUCAUACAGGCCGAGGUCAUUGAGCUGGUCCGCGGCAAGCAGUGGCGGGCGGCCCGCAACAGGUCGGACGAGCUGCUGCAGUUCAUCGCCACAGCCAGCGGCAGCGCCACACUCGAGGACGUGCGCCGCAACACCGGCUAUGACAGCCGCGACCUCGCCGACGCCUUCAUGAACCUGCCGCGCGUGCGCGCCUUCCUGGGCGACGUGCCCUCAGUGGGGGACCACCUGUGGGAGUCCUGCUCGGCAGAGGUGGACCAUAUCAUGGGCCACGACGUGAUGAAGAGCGUCAAGAACCUGGUCAUCGACCUGCUGGACUACAAGCCAGUGCUCAUCUACCUGGGCCAGUGGGACGCCGAGUGCGGUGUGGCCUCCAAUGACGCCUGGAUCAGCACCCUGGCCUGGAAGGGACACGGUGGCUUCGCUGCGGCGCCGCGCGACUUCUGGAUGGUGAACGGCCGCAUCGCGGGCUACUGGAAGAAGUACGGCACUCUGGAGCAGCUGGUGCUGAGGAACACAGGCCACAUGGUGCCGCAUGACAACCCGCUGGUGGCUCAGCUCAUGCUGGAGCGCUGGGUGGAGACGUCGGUGCGCGGGCUGCCCUACAACCGCGAACAGCAGGUGACGCGGGAGGACGAGGAAGAGGCAGCCAACCCCGACCAGGCCGAGCACUCCACAUAGAUAGGCAGAUCGAUGGAUGGAUAGAUAGGGCCGACGGCUUUGGAUGCGUGUAGUUUGCAAAUCGCUGCUGCUUCUGGAGCUGCUGUUGUUCUCUGCUUCAACUUUGGGGUUGGAGCAGCACAAUGCGCGGCAGAUGCGGCGGCAGGAAGCUGGCGGGGUUGGCGCCUGUAUGUUGCGUGAUGGGGCCAUGGGCCUUGGGGCUAGAUGGGCAGGCCAGGCUGUGCAUACAGUUGUACAGGUGCAACAGCCAAGUCAGGGGUGCUCUUUUAUUUGCGGGAGGAGCAGCAUGCGCAAGUGCAGUUCUUCCGCAGUUGCCUGAGGGUAUUUGCGUGUGCAUGAUGCGGGACCACCUUUGCUCCCAGCAGCUGCAGCUGGUUGCUUUGGGCAUUGCAGCCAUUUUCAAGAGGUUGGAUUGUGAUAGCCCCUACUUUUGUGCAGCAUCCCGGCCUAAGUACGGGCUAGUAGCUAGCGCGAUUUUCUACGUGCAUAGUGGGCUGGAUGACACGUGCGUUUGGGAAGGCGCACUUGUUGCCGGUCUCUGCCUUGGCGGCCGGGCAUUUCAUUUCCGGUGUGGGCUGCGGAUAUUGUGCUUAACAGCAGAAGGAAAACAAAGCGCAACGACAGUUUGCGGAUAUUGUGUGUGUGUGCGUGUGUGUGUGUGUGUGUGUGUGUGUGUGUGUAUUUGUGUGUCAGCACACGAACUGCACAGUUGACGAAUGUUCGUUAAGAGUUAUUGGUCUUAGCUAGAUAAGCGCAUGCCAGCAACCUGGAUGGUGGUCUUGCCAUGGCAAGUAGGCGUGGGCAGGUGUCGUUGAGAGCAGGGGAGGGCUGGGAGCUGAAGUGGAACGAGACAUUUCUGCUGGUCCCUUGAAGCCGGUGGGUCGUAAAGCGGUUGCCAGGGGAGUUGCGAUGCCCUGAGAGUUGGGCAUGUUGGAAAGGCACCUCGUGUUACAUCAGCAAUUGUUGUUGUUGUGCCUCCCGUUCGCUAUGCCCAAGGGCCGGGGGUUCGCGGACAGCUGGAGCAAAGCGUAGCCGUAUCGGCGCGCGAUUUGCUGGGACGGAUACGGAUGCUCGGCGGAUUGCACACCAGCAGGCGUGCCUUCGAGGCAGCCGCUGCGCUCUGUAGCCAUGACACAUGGCAAUCCUAUCUAGCCUUGUUACCAAAAAAGA